This is a messenger RNA of Arachis ipaensis, 858 nucleotides long. Lineage: Eukaryota; Viridiplantae; Streptophyta; Magnoliopsida; Fabales; Fabaceae. The record is from RefSeq and is a predicted model, not a curated record.
UCAGUGACAAAAUUCAAAAGCUUCAGACUCUGCACCCUCAAACCCUCAGCCUUUCCUCUCACGAUUCACGAACGCGCGAACGCUCACCCUAGCCCUCAGUGACAAAAUUCCUCGCACGGUCUCGUCAGAGCGUCUUCGCCGGUCUUUGCUGGUCUGCCCCUAUUCUCUGUCGGUAGCAGUGUUAUAAUUUCUGUGAGUUUCUGGGAACGAUUAAUCAAGAAGAGAAGAUGAUCGAGGUGGUUCUGAACGAUCGAUUGGGGAAGAAGGUCCGCGUGAAAUGCAACGACGACGACACCAUGGGAGACCUGAAGAAGCUGGUUGCAGCUCAGACAGGAACGAGGGAGUGGUACCCCAUCUACAAGGAUCACAUCACCCUCAAAGAUUACGAGAUCCACGAUGGCAUGGGCCAGCUCUACUACAACUAAAAUCCCUCUUCAAAGGUCUCUUUUUUCUUCCCUCCAAAGUCAGAAUCAGACUCAAAGAGCUGCAGGUAUUAUUUCUGUGCAUGCUGCUUCCUUGAAUGGUAUAAUAGUACUUGAGACUGAUCUUUUAAUGUUAUUUAUUUCAUAUACUAGUAAUGGCGUAAUAUAUAGUAUGUGCUGGGAUUGGAUAAAUGUGUCAAGUGUAAUUUUUGACUUGUAAAAGACCCCUUUGAUUGGAAUAAUGUACAUAUCUGAAUGAUAUUGGGUUUAAUUUAUAUUCCUUGUAAAAGAUUCAAGGUUUGAUGUCUAGACUUGAGGAACCACUAUGGGUUUGGUUCCAAAAUUCAUUGAUCAAGGAAGUGAAGGAACCAUUAUGGGUUUGAUCAAGUGUUGUUGUGUUGUUAAAGUGUAAUAAAAAACAAAAGAAUUUUCUUUA